AUGACUGAAAACAGUAAUAUUGAAGCAGCAGGGAUGUCCGCUAACAUUCAACCAUCUUCUCCACCGUCAGGUGUUCGUAAGAAUCGGUCAGCUGCCUGGGAUCAUUUUGAUGUAGAGAAUGCUACCGAGAAGAAGGCUAAAUGCAAAUAUUGUGGUAGCUUAAUACAAUAUGGGAAUGGAACCAGCUCAAUGGGUGGUCAUUUGAGAAGAUGCAAGCAAAAUCCUAAUAAUGAUUCGAACAAAAGAAGAAAAAUAACGACCACACCGACUAUAGAUGAGCGUGGUGUUUUAAAUUCACCUAGUGCUUCCAAAUUUGACCAAGAGGAGGCUCGAAGGGCACUUGUGAAAAUGUUUAUUGGGGAAGAGCUACCAUUUCGCUUUGUUGAAAGCCCAAAAUUCCAAAAAUUUGUUCAUGCCCUACAAGCAAGAUUCAAAGUUCCUUUACGGACUAUAUUAGCACGUGACAUUAGAGCUCUUUAUGCUGAAGAAAAGAUGAAGUUGCAAGAUUUUCUUUCGGCAAAUUGUGGUAGAGUCUUCAGUGUGACAGUUGAUAAUGCCUCCUCUAACGAUGUUGCAAUUAAAUAUCUGAAGCAGCGAUUGAAUUCUUGGAAUAGCAUUAUUUUGAAUGGUGAAUUUAUUCAUAUGAGGUAUUGUGCACAUAUUAUAAACUUAAUUGUAAAAGAGGGGUUAAAAGAGAUUGAUGAAUCAGUCUUGAGGAUUCGUAGUGCAGUAAAGUAUGUUAGAUCUUCUCCAUCUAGAGCUAGUAGGUUUCAAAAGUGUGUUGAACUAGAAAAAAUCCAAUAUAAAGGCAUGCCUUGCAUGGAUGUUGAGACUGGGUGGAACUCUACCUAUCAAAUGUUAGAGGUAGCUUUGAAGCAUCACAAAGCAUUUGAGUUGCUUACUUUGAAAGAUAAUACCUAUAUAGGAGAGAUGAAUGGAGGAAAAGGGAGAGGUGUUCCUUCUGAUUCAGACUGGGAGUAUGCUGAGUCCAUUGAAGUAUUUGCAAUUGGACGAUUUAUUCGUCAUUCUUGUGAUUUUGUUGAUUUUAGUACUAUGUCAAUGGCAGAAAGGAUGAGGGUUAAGUAUGAGAAGUAUUGGGGCAAUUCUGAUUCGGUGAAUAUGUUGUUAUUGAUUGCUAUCAUACUUAAUCCAAUGCAAAAGAUUGAGAAGACCAACAACAUUAAUACCGAUCUUCAUGGCAUGGGCUUUUUUCUGCAAGCAACCGGUCGCAGAACAAAUACAAGAUCUAAACUUGAUAGGUAUUUGCAAGAAGAAUACGAGCCAUACUCCCAUAAGUUCGAUAUACUAAACUGGUGGAAGGUCAACUCAACUCGAUUUUCAAUUCUUGGAAAUAUGGCUCGUGAGGUAUUGGCUAUACCUGUUUCUACGGUAGCUUUGGAGUCUGAAUUUAGUAUUGGAGGAAGAGUCCUCGAUCCAUACCGCAGUUCCUUAACACCUAGAAUGGUAGAAGUCUUAGUCUGCACAGGAGAUUAG
Messenger RNA from Arachis stenosperma, 1494 nucleotides. Its product is annotated as zinc finger BED domain-containing protein DAYSLEEPER-like. The record is from RefSeq and is a predicted model, not a curated record. The transcript is spliced from 4 exons. NCBI's taxonomy places the organism in Eukaryota, Viridiplantae, Streptophyta, Magnoliopsida, Fabales, Fabaceae. The coding region runs from base 1 to 1494 and encodes 497 amino acids. Gene Ontology annotation, molecular function: protein dimerization activity; DNA binding.